Messenger RNA from Poecilia reticulata (guppy), 1995 nucleotides. RefSeq names its product photoreceptor outer segment membrane glycoprotein 2-like. NCBI's taxonomy places the organism in Eukaryota, Metazoa, Chordata, Actinopteri, Cyprinodontiformes, Poeciliidae. Gene Ontology annotation, biological process: visual perception. The record is from RefSeq and is a predicted model, not a curated record. Gene Ontology annotation, cellular component: plasma membrane.
ACGUGGAGGGUCAGGUGUUGGCCGCCGGUCUCAUUCAGAUGCUCCCGUAGUUACCUUGUGAUAUCUGUGUCAGUAUGACCACUCGGCUCCCUCGACAAAGAAUGAGGACAUCAUGGAGAAAAUAGGCAAAUAUGAGGAUGACGUCAGGUGUUACUGACGAAAGCAGAGAAUAUGAAGCCUUCUUCAGCAUGACCAUAAUGCAGCGUCUACACUAUAUCAAUUACGACGACUGGAGUAAGCUGCUUAUGAAAGGACCGACAGAGAACCUACAACCAAACCCCCACCCCUCAGUCCGCUGCCCCCUCUGGAGGAUAAACUGUUCCUUUUCCAAGAUCUACUUACAUCCCGCAAUUAAUCCCACCCUCACCUUUAAGGAAUAACUACAAAAUAUACAAACAAUGGCAGUUUUAAAGGUAAAGUUUACUAAGACCAGGAGGGACAAGCUGGCCCAGAUCCUGUGGAUCCUCAACUGGAUCUCAGUGGUCACAGGGGUCAUCCUGUUCAGCCUGGGGCUCUUCCUCAAGGUGGAGCUCAAAAAGCGUGAAGACCUGAUGGCAGAGAAGGACAUCCAGUAUGUUCCCAACAUGUUGAUAGCUGUGGGCCUCAUUGCUUGUGCAAUCAAUUUCCUGGGUGGGAAGAUCUGCUAUGACUGUGUGGACUCCAGUAAGUUUUUGCGCUGGAAGCUGAUCAUGCUGCCCUACAUUGUGUGCACCUUCUUUUUCACCCUGUGCGUGCUUGUGGGGGCUCUGAUGUGCUACAGCAUGCACUGGGAGCUGGAGGAAGCUCUGAACCUGGGCCUGAUGCAGGCUAUGAGGUUCUAUAAGGACACGGACAUGCCAGGACGCUGCUUCCUGAAACACACUGUGGACACACUGCAGAUACAGUUCCAGUGCUGUGGAAACAGCGGCUACAAAGACUGGUUUCACAUUCAGUGGAUAAGCCACCGUUACUUGGACAUGUCCAAAAAGGAAGUCGUAGAUCGACUGAGAAGUAAUGUAGAGGGGAAGUACCUGAUGGAUGGAGUCCCAUUCAGCUGCUGCAAUAUCAACUCACCUCGGCCCUGCAUCCAGCAGCAGAUUACCAACAACUCGGCCCAUUUCAACUAUGAGCAUCAAACCGAGGACCAGAACCUGUGGAUGAAAGGCUGCCGACAGGCACUGCUGGAGUACUACACCCACAUUAUGCAGUCCAUUGGCCUUACAGUCCUCAUUACCUGGCUCUUUGAGCUGUCAGUGCUGACGGGUGUUCGUUACCUCCAGACCUCCUUGGAAAACGUGCUGAGGCAGGGAGACCCUGACUCCGAAUCUGACGGUUGGCUGCUGGAAAACAGCCUCAUGGAAACGGCCCGCACCAACCUGAGCAUCAUAAAGAGCCUCGGCAAGAGCAACCAAAUAAACACAGCCAACAAUGGUGACCCCAACAUUGAUGUCCCAUCCACCUCGAAGGCACAUUAUGGGCCAGACAAUGUUCCCCCAAAGGAGAAGAUGGAAACGAGCUAAACAUUUCAGACUUAAAGACCAUACUGAAAAAUAUCUCCAGUCCUCUGAGCUGUUGUUCUGCUCUCAGCAGAGGUCUUAAGAUAACUUAUUGUCUACCUUUUUUUAAGAUCUGUUAAUGGUGUUAUAUAUUAUAUUAUUUAUGUCAGGAUAUGAUCAUUUUACUAGUCAACUACUAAUUUACUUGUCACCAUGUUGGAUUCUUUUGGUGACAAAAAAAAUGGAGUGAAAAGGUUUGCCAUAAACAAAGACUGACACUAUGUCAACUUAACAGAAUAACUUGUCAGUGAAAGUGGCCUUGCCAUAAAUAAUGUUUAAUCAUGCAUGUUUUAUAAAAAUCCAAACUUUUGGAUGCAAUGGUGAAGUAAAGUACUAAAUCUGUAAACAUGUCUAAUAGUUGUGCUACAGGGAAAUGUUUGGCUGAUUACUUUUUUACAUGCUUAGUGUUAAACCAGUGUUUGGGUAGAAGAUCUGUUCUACGCAUUCUAUAGAUGACUCA